CCGCGGAUUGGCUGCACGAGGCCUCUCUGCGGCGUAGAUUGGCUGAAGCGUCGCUGGAGGGAGGGCUUGACAGUCGAGGCCCAAGAACCGACAUUCCCAGGACCCAGGAGGGGCACAGCCUGUGGUGAGCCGUGGCUAGGAAGAGCGACGAGAUGAUCCGCCAGAAGUCCAGCCAAUUCAUGGCACUGAAGAUACAGUCGGAGCUUGAACAGCCCUCAGAACUGCAGCGGGAACACCAGAAGGACCUUAGCUCAGUGGAUGGGUCCGUCACGCGGAUGGUAACAGGUGUGCGGACCGAGUCCAGAACCGCGGCCUUGAUAGAAGCGGAUGAAGAUCCUGCAGCCAACCUGUUCCCGCCCCCGUUGCCCCAACCCCGGAUCUGCAUGUGGAAGUAUCUGGACAUCCAUUCCAUGCACAGGCUGGAGAAGACAGCCAACACUGAGGAGAUGAGGGAGGUGCUAGCUGAGCUUUUGGGGCUAAGCUGUCCUGAGCAAAGCCUGCGGGAUGCCAUCACCCUGGACCUCUUCUCCCACGCACUCCUCUUCUGCCGCCAGCACGGCUUCUCACUGGAACAGACAUCGACAGCUUGUGCCCUGCUCCAAGAUCUUCACAAGGCCUGUGUUGCAACCCCCUUGGGCAACAUGGAGGAAUGUUACCGCUACUUCACCAGUGUCCUUUUUUGCCAUGGAGUCAAGCGGCCCCCCUUCAGUAUCAACCUCUUUAGGGAGGAACAGCUGCUGGCCCUGGCAGAUUAUGUGGUCAACACCUACUUCCGCCACUUCAAGCUCUACAAAUAUGCCUUCACACCCCAGGUGCGGCUGGAUCUAUCUUUGACUUACAUGGGGCUACAGCCACCCAAGCUCUGGCCAGAAGAUGAGACAGAGAAAGGCGGCGAGGAGGCGAAGGAACAGGCAGUCACCCCACAGGAGGAACCAGAAACAGUGGUCCUGCCAGAGCCAGAGCCAGAGCCAAGCCAGGUCUCCAUCCUGCAAGCCUACAUCAGGACCCAGAUGAACAAGGAGCUGAGGCAGCUCCAACAGCUGAUGGAGGAGCGGCUCCAGGCCAGCGAGGAAAGGCUCAGCAGCAAGUUGACCACACUAGAGCAGCCCUUCCAGCUACCUUCUGGCAAAGGCAAGAACAAGACCAAGUGACCCCCAGCAUUUUCCCCAAUAAAGGCCCGGGGCAGGGCAGCCCCAUCCCCGCCCCGA
This is a messenger RNA of Leptonychotes weddellii (Weddell seal), 1208 nucleotides long. It is a transcript of the gene CFAP119, whose product is annotated as cilia and flagella associated protein 119. Lineage: Eukaryota; Metazoa; Chordata; Mammalia; Carnivora; Phocidae. The record is from RefSeq and is a predicted model, not a curated record.